Acanthaster planci (crown-of-thorns starfish) is the source of this 2315-nucleotide messenger RNA. RefSeq lists its product as uncharacterized. Lineage: Eukaryota; Metazoa; Echinodermata; Asteroidea; Valvatida; Acanthasteridae. The record is from RefSeq and is a predicted model, not a curated record.
UGGCGACGCUGGUUGAGUUCUUUUGUUCGUCCGAAGAUGCCGAAGAAAAUGAGGAAUUUCUCCUUUCAAGGCAAAGAGAUUCCACAAAAAAAUCAGCCCAUGGAUCAACUGUGGGCCGUGGAAGAAAGCCGACGAAAGUUCGGGGUGGUAGAACCAACCGAAUCGGAAGAGAAGUUCGUGCCAGGAAUGCCCGUAGUAUUGAAACGGCAACUUUGUCAGAAAGUGCUGAUCAACAUAGUGAAGAAUCCACGGCAAGCAAAGACAAGCAACUCAAGGAUACCUGCACAUCAUCAAAAUUGAAGGUUUCACAAAUGCGACGCAGCUGCCGGACCAAAACACCCUCCAAGUACUUCGUCCCCGAGGUUCAGGACACCCGACAGAAACGUCUGGGUACAGCACGCCGUGCUGCAAGGAAACUGGGACAACCUGAUGUCAACCAAGACGGAACCCCAUUCUGUUGUGAUAAGUGUGGUUCCAAUUAUAUUGUCAAGCCUGGCCGAUGUCUGACCAGCAAGGGACAUGCAGCUGCUCCUAAGAGGAAGAGGGUGUUUGGGAUUCGUUACAAGACUGACCCUGAGACCAAGAAGCGACUGACUCUCUGUAAUGCUUGUGGAAUCCGUUUUGACAGACAAGAAAAGAACCAGGAUCGAUACAAAGUGCCUAAGGCCACUGACCAAGACAAGCUGAAGUACCUAGAGGAAGCCAAACGAUUUGCCUCUUCACUCGUCGAAGGCCUGAAAGACCCAGACGCUGACAGACUGGCUUGUCUGCACAUCUCCUCCAAGCCGUGUGGCUGUAUGCAGAGAUACAUCAUUGCCGAAGGCAACAUGGAGAAGUCCAGAGACCGUGCCAGCAUACUUCUCAAGAUGAUCAAAGAUGCCAAGAAACUCAAGGAGAAGAAGUCCUACAGCAUUGAAGAGCUGAUCAACAAGGGGAAAAAAUUCCGCAAAGUGGGCUUGGGUAAUGGCCAGAAGCGCUCCAAAGAGUUUGAGGAGUUUGUGCUGACCAACCGUCAGUACCUGCGCAACCAGCUCAAGUUUUGUGAGCGAGCAUGCCAGCGCAUCCUGAGCUACUCCAACAACUUCCUGCACAAGAAGCUAAAGACGGAGCCUGAACGGCGGGAGAGGAUUGAACGAACCAAGGGCAAGAUGGCCCUGGGCCUGCUCAAGGAUAUCACUGAGCUAUCCGACAUCAAAUGCUGCGAGGCUGAGUGCUCAUUGAUGGCACAGAGCCAUGCUGUACUACUCAAGACAUGGCGGGAGAGAGCCAACUCGGGCCAGGCCGAGGCAAGGAAAGUCCUCGCUGAGAUGCUGACCCCCUCAGGUAAGGUCUCCAACUGCGCCAAUUUCAUCACGCUGGUGACCGGCUGCAGCCUGAGUACCAUCCAGAGCGUGGCCACCCAGAUGCGUGAGACGGGCGGGGACCGGGAGCCACCGGCCCACGGCCUCAAGAGGUACUGGAAGAACCACCCUCGGCGCCAGCGCAGCCUGAGUGAGCUGGAGCAAGACGUGCUGGGGACCAGGGAGAGCCAGCCAGUGGCCCAGAAGGCCAGCACGGACAGGACCACCAGCACUGAGGGGGGAGGGGGCGGAGAUAACAAUAGUGCUGCUACUGACAUUGAGACACCUGCACUGACAGCGACACAGCUGCGUGAGCAGCAGAACCAGCUGAAGCGACUGCAGCAGCACCUGGAUGAGCAGCAGCGUCGCAUCAGCCAGCAGCAGUCGGUGAUCGAGCAGCAACUGCAACAGCACAAGCUUGCCAUGCAGCAGAAACGCCUGCAGCAGAAGCAGCGCCAACAGCAGCAGCAGCUUCAGCAGGAACAGCAACAGCAGCAGCUGUCAGAGACACAGCAGCAAGAGAUAAUACAGGCACAGCAGCAGGCUACGUCGGAGGAAGUUGGCAGCCAGUCCACAGCACGCCAGCAGGCGGAGACACAGCAGGCAUCUACACAGCAGCAACAGCAGCAGGUAGCACAGCUAGUAGCACAGCAGCAACUCUUACUGCAUCAGCUUGGAGCCCAACAGAUUGCACAGCAGUUGGUAGCACAGCAGCAGCAAGUAGCAUCCACAGGAACAGCAGUCACGGUGGCGCAGCCGUCUGUAGCCAUGGAAGGUAUGAUGGACAGCCGGCUGCUGCAGCAGAACACACAGCAACUGCUGCAGGAAAUUCCAGAACCAAAUCAAUGUGCAGCAGAACAACAUGCACCAGCUGCUGCUGGAGAUGCAGAGUGAGAUGACAGCACAGCAGCUGCAGCAGCUGGGGAUUCCCAGCAGCAGUGGUGUCAGCAGCGGGACAACCGUUCAGACUGUCAC